AUGUCAAGUAUAGCGGCAGCUGGGACCCCAGUGGUAGUUUUUGACAAUGGCUCUGGGCAGUGCAAGGCCGGGCUGUCAGGGGAGCAGGCACCCCGUUCAGUUAUUCCUACCAUUGUGGGGUACCCCAAAUUCACGUUUGUCAUGAUUGGGAUGAAGCACAGGGAUUGGUAUGUUGGGGAGGAGGCUCAGUCCAAAAGAGGCAUUUUGUCUUUAACUUACCCAAUGGAAAACGGAAUGGUGACAUCCUGGGACAACAUGGAGAAGAUCUGGAGAUAUCUGUACGAACACGAGCUCAGAGUGAAACCCAGCGAGUGGCCGCUGCUGCUGACCGAGCCCCCCCUCAACCCCCCGUCCCACCGAGAGAAGAUGGCUGAGCUGAUGUUUGAGAGCUUCCAGGUGCCCGCGCUCUACGUGGCCCUGCAGGGGCUGGCAGCCCUCCAUGCCUGCGCCCGCACCACCGGCAUGGUGCUGGACAGUGGAGACGGCGUCACCGUCACCGUCCCCAUCCAUGGAGGCAGCUGCCUGCUGCAGGGUGUUACCAGGCUGGAUUUUGCAGGCAGAGGGGUCACCAAGUACCUGGCCAGGCUCCUCCUGGAGACGGGGCACUCCUUUGUGAGCCCAACAGAGAGGGAGAUAGUCAGGGAUAUGAAGGAGAAGCUGUGCUAUGUUGCUUUAGAUCCUAUUAAAAAAAUGCAGCAAAAGCCUGAAAAUCUGAUGUGCGAGUACAUGCUGCCUGAUGGAAGGACUGUCAAGGCAGGAGAUCAGCUGUUCCGAGCUCCUGAGGCGCUUUUUGCACCUGCAGAGGUGCAAAUCCAAGGAGCAGGGGUGGUGGGGAUGAUCCUGCAGAGCGCUGCCAGGUGCUGCGCGCACAUCCAGAUGGACGUGCUGAGGAACGUGGUGCUCGUGGGCGGCUCCACUCUUUUCCGAGGUUUCAAGGAGAGGCUCCUGAAGGAGCUCCAGGCAAAAGUCCCCAGCACAACCCGCAUCAAGAUCAUCUCGCCAAAAAAUCGGAUGCAUUCCGUGUGGGUCGGCGCCUCGUUGCUCGCCAACUUAACGUCGCUUCGCAACAUGUGGGUGAGCAGGGAAGACUACAGCGAAGUCGGACCAACGGUACUCCAGAGAAGAUUCUAUUGA
Lagopus muta (rock ptarmigan) is the source of this 1134-nucleotide messenger RNA. RefSeq lists its product as uncharacterized. The transcript has a single exon. Lineage: Eukaryota; Metazoa; Chordata; Aves; Galliformes; Phasianidae. Bases 1 to 1134 code for a protein of 377 amino acids. The record is from RefSeq and is a predicted model, not a curated record.